Molecule: messenger RNA, 1349 nt
Organism: Nicotiana tabacum (common tobacco)
Lineage: Eukaryota; Viridiplantae; Streptophyta; Magnoliopsida; Solanales; Solanaceae
Product: putative glutathione S-transferase
Biological process (GO): glutathione metabolic process
Cellular component (GO): cytoplasm
Molecular function (GO): glutathione transferase activity
Source: RefSeq, a predicted model, not a curated record
UAUGGAAGCACAAACCAAAAAAAGAUUGAUUUGUCAAAGAAGAAAAGUUGCAUUUGCUUGGUUAAAAAGACACUUCCUAAUUUUUACCUCUACAAAAAGAAGAUCAAAGUUCAAGAGAUCAGAACCACCACAUAAAAUUCAUCGACCAACAUAGUAAAUUAGCAAAAAAUUGAGAACCAAAUUUGUGACGUGUGAGAUGGCAGAAGUGAAGUUGCUUGGUCUUUGGUAUAGCCCUUAUAGUCACAGAGUUGAGUGGGCUCUUAAGUUUAAGGGAGUGGAAUAUGAAUUUAUAGAAGAAGAUCUACCAAACAAGAGCUCUCUGCUUCUUCAAUCCAACCCUGUUUACAAGAAAAUCCCUGUUCUCAUUCACAAUGGAAAGCCCAUUUCUGAGUCUAUGAUCAUUGUUGAAUACAUUGACGAGACAUUUGAAGGCCCUUCCAUUUUACCUAAAGACUCUUAUGACCGUGCUAUAGCUCGUUUCUGGGCUAAGUUUUUUGAAGAAAAGGGGGCAUCAGUUGGGAGAUCUUUCUUUCUAAAAGGAGAGGAGCAAGAGAAAGCUAAAGAGGAAGUUUUUGAGAUGCUGAAAGUUCUUGAUAAUGAGCUCAAGGAUAAGAAGUUCUUUAUCGGUGACAAAUUUGGAUUCGCUGAUAUUGCUGCAAAUGCUGCGGCACUUUGGCUGGGAGUUCUUGAAGAAGCAUCUGGUGUUGUUUUGGCUACAAGAGAAAAAUUUCCAAAUUUUUGUGCGUGGAGAGAUGAAUACAUAAGCUGCAGCCAAAAUAAGGAAUAUCUGCCUCCAAGAGAUGAGUUGCUUGCCCAUUUUAAAGCUCGCUUUCAAGCUGCAGCUGCAGCUACUAAAUGAAUACUUUCUUAUUCAUCUUUGAAGUUCCAAGAUCUUGUGUGGCAAUAAAAUAGAAGUGGAUUUAGUGCUAGUUUUGUGGGUUGAACUGAAUCAUUCGUAUUGGCUUGAACAAUAUAUGUUAUUUAUUGUGUUCAGAAUACUAAUGUAGACUGCUCGAUUGCUCACUAAGGAAAGGCUAACUAAUCUUCACAUACAGGGGGAUGAAGACAAAUGUAGUUUAUGUGUUGAUCAAGUAGUGGAACAAAUCAACAUCUGUUUGUGGAUUAUCCAUGCUCCACAUUAAUUCGAGACACCUUAAUGCCUCUUGCUCAAAGUCGUUCGAGUUUUUCCUAGGAGUAUGGCAUGGGUUACUUCAGCACUGUAGUGCCUGGUAUUCAAAUAUUGGCUCGAGGCAUUUUCUCUAUCCCCUUCUUACUUUGAAAAAGCAAGGACAUCUUACGUUCUUAAACGGAUAACUAUCUUUCGACUGACCUAGCCUUCUUCGUCCCUC